CCCCAUUCUACAAGUCAACGCUGAAAGACUAUCGCUGUGCUGUGGAUGACUUCCACCAGGUUGACCCAAGUUUCGGAACUAUGGUGGACUUUGAGAAUCUGCUUUCUGCUCUGCAUGAUAAAGGUAUAAAAACUAAUAAUUGACCUCAUUCCAAACCACACCAGCAAUAAACACGAUUGGUUCCUGCUGAGUAGGAGUCGAACAAAUAAAUAUACAGACUACUACAUCUGGAAGAACUGUACGGGGUUAGAUGACCAGGUUGUUCCUCCAAUAACUGGGUGAGCAUGUAUGGAAAACUCAGCUUGGGAGUACGACAGUGUCAGGAAACAAUGCUACUUUCAUCAAUUCCACAAAGAGCAACCCGAUCUAAAUUUCCACAAUCCAGACAUCCACAAUGAAAUUUUAGAUAUUAUCACUUUCUGGCUGGAGAAAGGUGUUGAUGGGUUUACAAUUGAUGCUGCCAAGUUCCUUCUUGAAGCUGAGCACCUCCGGGAUGAGCCCCAGGUCAAUAAAUUUCAAGAGUCGAAUUCAGUCACCUCUUACUCAGACCUCUACCACGACUAUACUACAACACAAGUUGGGAUGCAUGACACCUUCCGUGACUUCCGCCAGGCCAUGAAUAAAUUCAGCCGAGAGCCUGGCCGCUACAGGUUUAUGGGAGCAGAAUCCAAUGAUCAGAACGCGGUGGCAAAAACAAUGAUGUAUUAUGGAACUUCCUUCAUCGAAGAAGCCGACUUUCCUCUCAACUUCUACCUGCAUGACCUGAGCAAAGAUAUCUCUGGGAGCUUAAUAAAUAAUAUAGUGGAUCUAUGGAUGAAGUCUAUGCCUAAAGGAAAGUGGCCACACUGGAUGGUUGGAAGCUCCAGAAAUUCUCGCAUUGCAUCUCGGGUGGGGAAAGACUACGUAAAUGUGCUUAACAUGCUGCUACUGACUCUGCCUGGCACUCCAACAACUUACUAUGGAGAAGAACUGGGGAAUGGUUGAUAACCAAGCACUCAAUGAAAACUCCUACCUGUCUGGUGAAUAUGAUCCUUCUGAAUACCCAGAGAAGACUCCGAUGCAGUGGGACACAAGCUCAAAUGCUGGCUUUAAUGAUGGCAAUACAACAUGGCUGCCGGUCAACCAGGAUUAUAAAGAGCUCAAUGUUGAAGUACAGAAGGAGCAGGCGGAUUCCACCCUAAACCUGUAUCGGGACUUAGUGAAGCUCCGGCAGGGCGAGCUGCCUCUUCACAGGGGAUGGUUGUGUUAUGCGUUUUCAGACGCCAAUAUCUUUGCCUAUGUGAGAGAAAAAUGAUGGUUUAGAUAAGGUCUUUAUGGUGGUGCUAAACUUUGGCCAAACAGCAACCGUGAAUAUUAGACAGAAAAUCACAGAUUUUCCUACACAAGCAAAGAUCAGGUUAAGCACGAUAUCUGCCAACAAUGGGAAAAAUGUCGACACGGACACUAUCCGCACAGAGCGUGGAGAAGGAAUUCUAUUGGAGUACAAGACCAACAAACCUCUGCACAACAACAACGAUUUCAAAAGCAACUGCUUCAUAUCAGAAAAGGCUUGUUAUUCCAGCGCCUUCAAUUUACUGUAUAAGAAUUGCUGA
Staurois parvus is the source of this 1592-nucleotide messenger RNA. The record is from the annotation of a GenBank genome assembly. NCBI's taxonomy places the organism in Eukaryota, Metazoa, Chordata, Amphibia, Anura, Ranidae.